CACAUCACUUCCUGGGCUUUAAAAAACGGGGAAAAAAAAGAGGAAAAAAAAUCCAGCUGAGCAGGUCCUUUCCUGUUGGAGGUUCGGGGCCGUACCCGGGUGUCGCCGCUACCUGCGCCGACACCAUGAAGGCUCAGCCCGCGGCAGCCUCCGUCCUCUGCCUGUGCCUGGUGCUGGCGGCCUGCGCCGCCUCCGCCGCGGGAGGGCUCGGAAAGGGUUUUGGAGAUCACAUUCAUUGGAGAACACUAGAAGAUGGGAAGAAAGAGGCAGCAGCCAGUGGUUUGCCUCUUAUGGUUAUCAUCCACAAGUCCUGGUGUGGAGCUUGCAAAGCUUUAAAGCCAAAGUUUGCUGAAUCCAAGGAGAUCUCUGAACUUGCCCAUAAUUUUGUUAUGGUCAACCUUGAGGAUGAUGAAGAGCCAAAGGAUGAAGCCUUUAGUCCUGAUGGAGGUUACAUUCCCAGAAUCCUCUUCAUGGACCCCAGUGGAAAAGUCCAUCCAGAAAUCAUAAAUGAGAGAGGAAACCCCAGCUACAAGUAUUUCUAUACCAACGCUGAUCAGGUUGUCCAAGGGAUGAAAGAGGCCCAGGAGAAGCUGACAGGUGAUGCUUUCAAAAAGCACCUGGGAGAUGAACUAUAAUGGAUACACUGAAUGAGACCUUUUCAUCACUUCAAAACUGAGAGGAAAUGAUUAAACAGACCAAGAAUGUAGAUGCACUGAAGGGACAUAAUUCCCCUGUCAGCAAUGUUAGGUUAAACCCUGUUUGGAGUUCACACACACACACACACACACACAACAGUUACAGUGUUUUCUCUGCCUGGCAGUUUGCACUGUGGUGGUUCUUUGCAACUGGGUAAUGUGCAAACACAUCUCUGUGUGUUUGAGCAACCACUAAUAUUUGGUGUUAAAAGGGAGGUGUGUAGGGAAAAUGCUAUUUGAGGACAAUGUGAUGGGAAAAGCUAGAAAUAGCCAUCAUUUUGAGACUAAUCAGGGUUGAAUCUCUCUUUUCUCACUGAUAUUAUGUGAUCCAAUAGUUUUUACUGGGCAUUCCCAUCACUGGGGCAUGUUCCUGGGCCAGUUGUUUUCUAGAUAUUCAAAACCAUGAAUUCUGCCACUACACCAAGUAGAAUACAUUUCAUGAAUGUCCAAGUAGCAUGUGAAUUAUCAGCUCUGCAAAUGUAUUUUUGUGUAAAACUGUUGUGAUUCAUCUUUAUUUGCCUUUGGGCAGAAGUUUAACUUUUUCCUUAUGCACUCACCUUUUGAUUGUUCCAUCAAGUGAGGGUGGGUUAUGUUGAAGCUUUAUGGGGUUUCCCCUUUUAUUCUUUGAAUGUUUUUGGCGAAUGCCUUGCCAUCACAUUGUACUGUAUUUUUGUACCAGGGUGAAAAAAUUAAACCUUUUUAAACAUAAGCAUGCAGAGAGUGUUCUGUGGUUAAGGGCAUAGCUUUACAUUUUUAAACAUGGGGGAUAUUUUUGUUUGUGUUGCAGUGAUUAUUAAUGUUCACUGUCACAGCUGAAGGUUUCUCCUUUUUAUAAUUGAAAGACAUAAUUUGUUUUUUCAUGCAAUUACAAUUUAGCCAUUCUUACACUACCCACACUGUUGAAGGCCAAUGUGUUUAUUUACUGGAACUGAAGAGAAGAAUAGAUGGGAGUAAAGUCACCCCUCUUGACCUGCUGGGGACACUUUUUCUAAUGCAGCCCAGCAUGUUGUGGGCUUCUUUGUCACAUGGGUGCAUUGCUGGCUCGUGAUCAGCUUGUUCUCCACCUGGAUUCCCAUAUUCUCCUGUGCAGCAAAACAGAUUUCCAGACUCUACUUGUGCACAGGUUGUUCCCUCCCAGCUGAGGAACUUUGGAUUUCCCUUUCUUGCGCUUCCUGACAAUCCUCUCUGCCCAUUUCUCCAGCCUGUUGAGGUCCUCAGUGGCAGCACAACCAUGUUAGCUGGAUAUCAGCUCCUCUGCCCAGCUUUUCAUCGCCUGCCAGUUUGCUCAGAGUUAGGUGUUGAAAAGUACCAACCAAGGGUACUCCAGUAAUGAUGAGCCCUCUUCAGGCCAGCUGUUCUGCCAAUUUUCCAUCCAUUUCACCGCCCAUUUAUUUAGGUUGUACUUCAUCAGUUUGUCUAUGGGGAUGCUUUGGGAGACAGUGUUGAAAGCCAUAGUAAAGCCAAAAUAAACACCACCUACUGCUUUCCCCUCAGCCACCAAAUCAGUCAUCUCCAGAAAAAACUCCUGUCCAAAAGACACUUGCCAUAACUUCCCAUAACAAACAAGGAGAUAAUUUUCUGCAGAUGUUUAACUGAAGAGCCAUCUGAGGACAUUAGGAGGGGAAAAUUGUUUAUAAUAAU
Molecule: messenger RNA, 2336 nt
Organism: Ficedula albicollis (Collared flycatcher)
Lineage: Eukaryota; Metazoa; Chordata; Aves; Passeriformes; Muscicapidae
Gene: TXNDC12
Product: thioredoxin domain containing 12
Exons: 8
Coding region: 126-635 (169 amino acids)
Cellular component (GO): endoplasmic reticulum
Source: RefSeq, a predicted model, not a curated record